Schizosaccharomyces japonicus yFS275 is the source of this 2130-nucleotide messenger RNA. RefSeq names its product TIM23 translocase complex subunit Tim44. Bases 488 to 1774 code for a protein of 428 amino acids. Gene Ontology annotation, biological process: protein import into mitochondrial matrix. The record is from RefSeq and is a predicted model, not a curated record. Gene Ontology annotation, molecular function: protein-folding chaperone binding; protein complex scaffold activity. Gene Ontology annotation, cellular component: TIM23 mitochondrial import inner membrane translocase complex; extrinsic component of mitochondrial inner membrane; PAM complex, Tim23 associated import motor. NCBI's taxonomy places the organism in Eukaryota, Fungi, Ascomycota, Schizosaccharomycetes, Schizosaccharomycetales, Schizosaccharomycetaceae. The transcript has a single exon.
UAUCAGUAAUGCCAACACCAAAAACAGCUACUACAGAAAUUCAGGAAAACGUCUUGUGUGAAACAAAACCUCACCCACAUUGGCAGUAUUGACUAUUUGCCAACAGAAUUUGUGGCGGUGCCUUUUCUAUAUUGCGCCUGUGCCGUUUUCUUCCCUGUAGUUGAUAAUCCCUAAUUACACGAGGAAUUGUAACCAGUUCUUCUUAAAAUAAUUCACCUUCGGAAGCUUCGUCCCUAAAAGUUCCGUAGGCAGAAGAACCACGUUAAAACACUUGGAAACUUGUUAAGUGUCUAGUUUUCAGUGGACGUACUGAGUGCUAUAAAAGUUAGUAUUAAGUGGUUCUAUAAGAUAGACAAACAUUGUCGAUAUCCUUGUCUUCUUCCUAUUUUUUCUCCAUUAUAAUAUCACUGAAUAACGAAGCUUUUCGUUUUCAAGUUAACAUUCUUGUUCUUUUUGGUAAAAAACACAGUCUUUUGAAUUGGAAAAGAUGGCCACACGCUCUACAAGACGUCUGUUGCGGACGACAUUGUGUCCCUCGCAAUUGCACACUUCCUUACGUACGACUUUGUACACAGUUCGUUACUUGCGAACAUCCUCGGCUUUACAUGAGCAAUUAAGCCCUCAAUCGCCAUUGAAGGUUUUCCUUGACACUUUCAAGUCGGAAGUAAAGAAGAGUAAAGAACUCGAAACCAGUGUGAAAGCACUCCAAGACAGUUCCGGUCAUUUGGGGGAAAGUGAGGCGUUCAAAAAGGCAAAAGACGCAUUAGAAAAGGCAUCGAUUGCACGCACUAAAACUGCCGCUGCUUUAGGUACUGGUCUGCACAAGACAUGGGAAAGUGCUCCUGUGCGUAUGUCGCGAAAAGCAGUCUCAGGUACAACCCAUUGGUUCUUCCGGAUGUUUGAUAUCAUUAUGAAACCCAUUACUGGUACCCGUUUGUAUCAAAGUAUCAGGGAUAGCAUGGUUGAUGGUGCAUCUUCACGUUAUGGAUUUUACGGAACCAAAGAAGAACGUCGGAAGGCACGCGCUUUAUUGGAAAUGCAAGAGCGGCUGAAUCCCAAAAGUAUACGCUACGAACCCAAUACGGAGGAAACCCGUGUAGUGCUGCACAACAAAUUGACCAUUCGUGAUCGCAUUCGCAUGUACAAGAAUCAAUCCAAACUUUUCCGCAAAUGGGAGGAUUUUAAGAUCUACUACCAAGAAACGGAACAUCCUAUCCUCUCGUCUGUACGCGAUAUGGCUGACUCUAUCUCCUCGUUUUGGUACCGUAUGUUUAGCGAGACAGAGGCUUCCCAAGUUGUAAGCCGAUUUAAGGAGAUUGAUCCCUCGUUCAACUCUGAGGUUUUCCAGCGCUACUUGCGUGAGUAUAUCAUUCCGGAAGUAUCGGAAGCAUAUGUGAAGGGAGACAAGGAGGCUCUACGUACAUGGUUUUCUGAGGCACCCUUUUCUGUUUGGGAAACAACCACGAAGGAAUAUGCAAAGCACGGGGUUGUAAGCGCUGGACAAGUGCUCGACAUCCGUGGCGUCGAUAUUGCUUCCUACCGUAUGCUUCAGCCCAACAACAUUCCCGUCAUGGUCAUUACAUUCCGGACACAAGAGGUACAUUUGUUUAAGAACGCUAAGUCUGGUGAGGUGGUUGCUGGCCGCAAUGAUCGCAUUCAACAAUGUACGUAUGCAAUUGUGAUGACUCGAUUAGAGGAACAGCUUGACAAUAAGGAAACCAAGGGUUGGUGCAUUGUCGACUUUGCUCGUGCUCGUGCUGUUGAUUACAACUAGUUCUUGUUUUCACAUUUGGUGUUAUGACUACUGAUUAUCAUUCCAUGGGCUAAUCCAGUUCCCUGCUUCAAAAUUGUUUUUUUGUGUCGAGAUGUUUUCUGUUGUUUUUCUAUAGGUCUUGCUCUAGCGCUUUCUUCUAUAUAGAUUUGGUUCGGGAUAUGAAUGUAAGCAGUUGCACUUAAACAAAGUUUCUGAAUUGUCAAUUCUUUGCAACUGUGUUUUGCCAGCUUUUGCCUUUUUGUUCUCUAUCGCUCUAAUACAGUUCCCCGCAUUCUUCCCCACAUUACCCCACAACAGAUCGCCGCCAUGUGCCAAGGGUGUGGUUGCUAUGACAAUUUUUGCGCUGUAUACCGAAG